This is a messenger RNA of Colletotrichum phormii, 750 nucleotides long. RefSeq lists its product as uncharacterized. The record is from RefSeq and is a predicted model, not a curated record. Lineage: Eukaryota; Fungi; Ascomycota; Sordariomycetes; Glomerellales; Glomerellaceae. The coding region runs from base 199 to 726 and encodes 175 amino acids. The transcript has a single exon.
UAGGAUGGCUGGUGCCCCGUGGCUUAAUUGCCCGACCCAUGAACGCUUCGAAAAUAGAGCGUCUGCCGCAAUUGUUGAUUGCGGUCAGGAGACAUUCGUGGCAGCGAUGGGAGGAGGUGUCGAGCCGGGCGUACCCUUUUCACAGCAAUCACUUACAGUCUCGUUGUGUCGAGACCGGAAUUCGUAACUCUCGAUCCGAUGUCUCGACAUCGAUGCAUCAGCUGUGUCCCACGGAAAUUCCAUCGAAGCGACUGGUCCAAAUACGCCCUUUCUCUCUCUCUCUAUCUCUCCAGCGAGCAAAACCUUGAACCAUCAAACUACCACUUCCCGGUUUUGGGCUCUCGCACUAGUGAGGAAGCUAGUGCACAUCAACCAAACCCCAAGAAAGAACCAGAGGGCUGGUUUGUGGCCUUUCCUCAGUCCAGCUCGAUCCAAGGAAGGCAUCCCCAUGACGCUAGACCAAAUGUGUCAAAAUCCGACGACCUGCAGCUCAGACAAAGCCUCCUUUCUCCUUUGAUCUGGCUUCGACAAUGUCCUUUUGCUCUUUUCUCCGAUUUGUUUAUAAGUCAGCCUUACCAGGAACAUUUCAACCAGAUUCUCGGGUCCAAAGUCACGUCAUGUUUGAUACUGUGUCGCCGCCGCCGCCGAUCUGCUGGAAAGGUGGAACAAGAAAAUAAGGACCUCAGGAACGGAUGCUCCGUGGAAGACGAAAGGGGGGAGCAGUAGCAGCAGAAGCAGAAGCAGAAGCAG